Moneuplotes crassus is the source of this 1463-nucleotide messenger RNA. Lineage: Eukaryota; Ciliophora; Spirotrichea; Euplotida; Euplotidae. The record is from the annotation of a GenBank genome assembly.
AUGUUAUUACCCAACCAUAUAAAUGGUUAUGGAGGCCACAUAGGCAGGAAUUUCUCCCGGUCUCAAGAGAGCGAGAGAAGGGCUUCAUCUGUGAUAAAUAAACCUCAACAAAUGAGCAGAAGGGUCAUGCAAGAUCAAUUGUCCCAAACUCUGAGUCCCAGUAGGACCAAACAGAAAAAUUGAUCAAAUCCUUACAAUACAAGUUGCAUCCUGAAGAAGGGGAAGAUUGGUAAUAAAAUUGGGUCGAAUCAACGAUGAUUCCAGCCAGGUCCUGCUUCCAAGGCUCUUGAAGGACAAUAUCCAUAUAAAAAUCCUGGGAGCAAUGUGGGUCAUCCUCUCAGGAUCGCUGAUGAAGAACAUCACAUUCGGAAGCAAGACUUGAAAGAGCUCUCCAAAGUUUGGCUGACACAGCAGAUUAAAGAUAAUGCUCAGAUCAGAAGGUUAAAUAAAGGGGCUGAAACAGAAGCAAAUAGGUUUGAAAGAAAGAUAAAACAAGGCAAAGACCUCUCAAAGAGAGCCAGAAGGAAUGAUUAUCUGGCCACAACUCAUAACUCUUAUGAUGGCGUAAUACUACCUCAGAAUGGAGCGAGGAGAAAGGGUCUCCAGGAUUACUGGAAGGAUCCAGCUACUAAUUACUUUAAAAAGUAUGUAUUUGAUCAGCAAAAGCAUGAACUUAUUGAUCAUGAGGGAGGUAUGAACACACUUGACUGAGAAGACCAGCAAGAGGAAGGUACUUUAAUGUAUCCUUUGUGCAAUUCUCCCACUCGUAAAGAUUAUUACAGAGCUGUUAUGAAGAAUCAUAAGGAAGCUCUCCUUUCACAGAUAAAAGAUAAUUGUGAGGGUAGGAAACAAGAGAAGAGGUAUGAUCAAAUCCAAGGUUUCCAAGAAACUCCUAUUUCAGGUAUUUAUAAUAACGACCUUGAUCGAAUGCAAAAACAAUUUCAGAAAUAUUUGGAGAAGGAAAGAUCCCUUGAAAGUAGGAUUAAAGUUGAAGAUUUUACUGGAGAUCCUUUAAAAUAGCAGAAAUCAUUCAAGAAAAUCUGAGGCAUAUUAUACUCCCAGAGUACAGAUCACCAAUCUAAAUCAAAAUUCUUCAAUCCCAACCCAAUCCGACAUCAUCCUGAUUCAAAUAAUCUCCUUUCAAGUUCUCUAAUCUACAAAACCCCCCUUCUCAUUUCCAAAAAUAAUCCUCAAAACCAAAUUUCUCCCAAUAACCCUUAUAACAGCCAAAUUCCUCAAAAUAACAGACUCUUGCUUUCCCAGUCAGUAGACCAAGCAGCUGCCAACCCUGUUCCUAAUCCAAGAACAACUGUUAAAAGACUAAAGCCACUAAACCUUCAGGAUGCCCAAGCAAUGGCAGCUAGGGAAGCCAGAGUUGAGCAAGCUUCGCUAGAGCUGCCAAGUGUACAAUCUAGGAAUAUGAAUUAUAUCCUGCAUUUUCCUCAAUAAAUUUGGAAGUCCAC